UCGGGAGGCGAGAUGGCCGGCGAGGAACUGUGGCAGGAGUGUUGUCACUGGUUGGCGAGGAUAGAGCUUAUUACGAGAGAUCAUGUCCUUACGUCGGAAAAUGCUAAACUCGCGGACCUUUGUCGGUUUCUUAGAGACGGUGUGAUGAUCUGUAAAAUCCUCCACAUCCUGGACGAAGGUUGCAUAGACCUGAGAGCGAUCAACCAAAGGCCUCAGAAUGCUCAGUUUUUGUGUAUGAAAAACAUCAGCAUCUUUCUGAGUACAUGUGAGAAGUUUGGCCUCCACAAAGAUGACCUUUUUGAACCACAAAUGCUCUUUGAGCUCACUGACUUUGGAAAGGUUUUAUCAACUCUCUCCAAACUUAGCAAAACCCCAAAGGCUCAGCAGCUGCAAGUGGAAGGAUUUCCACUUGUUAAUGGAAGAUAUGAUGAGGCCAUAUAUGAUACCCUGGUCAAAGACAUAGAGAAUGGGCCAGAAGGUGAGGGGUCUUUUGAGGAUGAGGACCUCUACUAUAACACACAUGAGGGAAUAUACAUAGAACUCAGACUCGGCCCAGCACACCAAAGCCAGCGGGAGGAAAACAUUUACAACACUCCCAUGGACUUUGAGCCCUAUUAUUCUGAGUUAGUCGAAGAACUGGCCAGAGACUUACCGAGGGAGAAACGGGACCUUUGCCUGCAGGAGCUCAUAGAGACCGAGAACAAUUACGUCGAAGCGCUCGAGAUGCUCACAAAUAAGUUCCUCAGACCGCUUAGAGAACUCAUUGAAGAAAGUCAGAUUGUGAAAAUUUUUUCAAAAAUACCGGAAUUAGCCAAGAUUCAUAGAAUUUUACAUCAAGGUCUUAAGAAAGCACAAAACAACCCCCAUGCCUACAGUGUGUCUCAAGUCUUCCUUGAUAACCAGGAAAAGCUUUUAGUUUAUGGAGAAUAUUGUGCUAAUCUCACCUCAGCUCAGCAAGAGUUAGAAGACACUAUGAAGAACAAUGAUGCUGCACGACAAAAGAUUCAGGAAUGUCAGAAGGAAGUCAGUAAAGGGAGGCACCAAUUACGAGAAUAUUUAGUAGUGCCUCUCCAGAGAAUCUUGAAAUAUCAUCUUUUAUUACGAGAACUCAUCAGAUACACAUCAGCAAACCAUCCAGAUUUAGAUAACUUAAAAAAGGCACACGAGGCUAUGAUGGAUCUAGCUGACUAUAUCAAUGAGGUUAAACGAGAUAAUGAAAUGCUACAGAUAAUUGAAGAUAUUCAGACAAGUAUCAUGGACAUUCCUGAGGAACUAAGACGAAGAGAGGACCUUGGGAAACUAAGGCUGGAUGGAGAAAUAAAGAUUGAAUGUCACCCAGAACCCAAUAAGAAAAGAUAUGUUUUCGUUUUUGACAAAGUCAUGAUGAUGUGCAAGUCAGCCAAGAGAUUAUCCCAGCUGUUUGUUAAUAAUAAUUCGAAUAGAUGGUCGAUGGGGGAGACUUCAGGAGAGGAGGAGAAGUAUGUCUUCAAGGACUGUGUGAAGCUUGAGAACUGCAAAGUGGAAGACACUGUGUUGACUUCCUCGGGAGGAACCAUCAGGAACAAGCAGAACAGCUUCUUUUUAGUGGUCAGUGGUAAUAAGAAAGCUUACACCAUCAUCACCAAGGACCUUGAUUCUAAGGAAAAGUGGAUGAAAAGUAUAACAGAUGCCAUAGAGAGUUUGUCUCCUCCAGAAAAUCAGUCACAAAACCACUCCUUUGCAAUCACUACAUUCAAGAUGCCAAAUACCAGAUGUAGUAUAUGUAAAAAGCUAAUGAAAGGAUCUAUUUUCCAGGGCUAUCAGUGCCCAACAUGUAAGAUGAUUGUUCAUAAGUCUUGCCUGAACAAGUUAACGCAGAACCAUACGUGUACUAUUGAAUACCCAGGGAAUCAAUUUUCUGUUUCGCUGGCUGUUCCCCACAAUGCACCACAACCUCCAAUACCGGAUAACCUCCAGGUGCAGGAAUAUCCUUGGUGGGCAGAAAGAAUGUCAAGGAAUGAGGCUACAAUUCACUUAGGAUUGGCGGCUGAAGGGACCUUUCUCCUCCGGUGGUCGGACCACAACGAGCAGCCUGUUUUGUCACUCAAGGCCAUGGGGGAAGUGAAACAUAUGCGUGUCUAUAGACAGGAGGAGACAGGCUACUUCUAUCUGAGUGAAGCCCGUUAUUUCACAUCUGUGGUGGACCUCGUUCACCAUUACAGAAGUUCACCCCUCUCAGAAAGUUUCACUGGGCUUGAUUGUUGUUUGCGUCGGCCAAUAUAUGACACAGCAAUAGUACGAUACCCAUAUGAGGGGUCUGGAGCUGGACACCUCAGGCUUGUCCAAGGGCAGAGAGUCAUGAUAAUUAGUAGAGAAGGAGAGGGCCGUGGCUGGUGGAAGGGUCGAAUUGGAUCUAGGAUGGGAUACUUCCCAAGAGAAUAUGUCACCCUGGAAACUGACCCUCUUGCUGGUUGGUAAUGCUGCAACCAACAGGUUUUACAGUCUGAUCCAGUAGUUCAAGUUUCUAGUGGAACAGUGUUUUUAUAACACACACACACACACACACACACACACACACACACACACACACACACACACACACACACACACACACACACACACACACAUACACACACACACACACACACACACACACGUGUAUUAUAUACUUAUUUAUAACUAUAUGUAUAUGCUACAUAUAGUGUACAGGGUCAAUCUUUGUAUGUGAAAUAACACCCCAUCUGUAUGUCAAUUGCCAAAAUUGUUUAGAGAGCAACUUUACUCAUGACUCCUACACCAUAACAGAGUUAGACAUUUGGGGUAGUGUCUUAUUAGGCAUGAUUGAUUGACAUGUAUAUAAGAGGUUUGGGGGGGGGGGAGAGAGAGAGAGAGAGAGAGAGAGAGAGAGAGAGAGAGAGAGAGAGAGAGAGAGAGAGAGAGAGAGAGAGAGAGAGA
Messenger RNA from Penaeus chinensis, 2934 nucleotides. RefSeq names its product protein vav-like (gene Vav). Gene Ontology annotation, cellular component: cytoplasm. Gene Ontology annotation, biological process: intracellular signal transduction; regulation of GTPase activity; cell migration. The transcript is spliced from 21 exons. The coding region runs from base 13 to 2457 and encodes 814 amino acids. The record is from RefSeq and is a predicted model, not a curated record. Gene Ontology annotation, molecular function: guanyl-nucleotide exchange factor activity; protein binding. NCBI's taxonomy places the organism in Eukaryota, Metazoa, Arthropoda, Malacostraca, Decapoda, Penaeidae.